ACGAGUACGACAUCUAACAACUCUCUACGACGGCUCAAGUGACGUUUUAUUGGCGCAAGGUGAACACAAAUAAUAGCUCAAAAAAAUACACACACACACACACACAAAAUACAGAGCAAAUAACAAAAUAAAUAGCAACAAAAAGUACACAAAAAAAAAAACAAGUAAUAAAAGCUGAAAACGUAGGGGAGAGUUUAAAAUGAUUUUCUAAAUAGUUUUCUUACUGGAAAUAAAAGCGAAGAAAAAAGGUAUUUUGUGAUAAGAAAAGUUUCACUUCAAAUUUGGAUUAACAUCUCUGAGAAAAAACAGUCCAACAACAGUCGCUCAAGAAGCCUUCAAACGCAGAGAACCCCAAGAUUACCAUAAUGAUGAAUCAGGAUAAUCCAUAUGCGAUGAAUCAGACGUGCAAGGUGUGCGGAGAGCCGGCAGCUGGAUUCCAUUUUGGUGCAUUCACCUGCGAGGGCUGCAAGUCCUUCUUUGGCCGCUCGUACAACAACCUGUCAUCGAUUUCGGACUGCAAGAACAAUGGGGAGUGCAUCAUCAACAAGAAGAACCGCACCGCCUGCAAGGCGUGCCGCCUGAAGAAGUGCCUCAUGGUGGGUAUGUCCAAGAGCGGCUCCCGCUACGGCCGUCGCUCCAACUGGUUCAAGAUCCACUGCCUGCUGCAGGAGCAGCAGCAGCAGGCGGUGGCCGCCAUGGCAGCGCAUCACAACAGCCAGCAGGCGGGCGGCGGUGGACCGAGCGGCGGCCCUGGUGGCAUGGGCGGCAUGCCAAACGGCGUGAAGGGCAUGUCCGGCCAGGGUUCAGCGGCUGCGGCUGCCGCUCUGGGGAUGCUCGGACAUCCCGGCGGAUAUCCGGGACUCUAUGCAGCCGCCGCAGCUGGCGGUGGGGGUCCCCGCACGAAGGAGGAGCUCAUGAUGCUGGGCCUGGAGGCCAGCGGCGACUACGGCAUGCUGAAGCAUCCCUCGGUGGUGGCCUCGCCGUCCGUCAGCUCUCCCGACUCCCACAACUCCGACAGCUCCGUGGAAGUGAGUGUAAGGGGCAAUCCCCUGCUCCAUUUGGGAUCCAAGUCGAAUGCCAGCAGCCUCAGCGGUGGCGGUGGCGGUGGAGGCUCCUCCUCCACGCCCGGGGGGGAUGUCAGCCAAUCUUCGAGCACGGCGCCGGGCAGGCCGCCACAGUUGCAGCGCAAGGAUCUGCCACCGUUCCACCUGCCCCUGUCGUUUCCCGGCCUUGGGUCGAUGUCUGUGAUGCCGCCGCCCGCCUUCCUGCCGCCCUCGCAUCUCCUCUUCCCCGGCUACCAUCCCGCCCUCUAUCAGCAUCAUCAGGGCCUGCUGAAGCCCACGCCCGAGCAGCAGCAGCAGCACGCCGCCGUGGCAGCGGCAGCCGUCCAGCAUCUCUUCAAUUCGAGCAGCGCCGCGGGUCAGCGCGGCUUUGCGCCGACAGCCUCGUCCUCGCCGUUUGUGAAUCAUCAUGCGCUGCAUCACAAGGGGGAGGAGGAGGCGCCACCUGGACACCUGCACAACCACAGCAACAGCCAGAACCAGCACCAGAACCAGCACCAGAACCAGCACCAGCACCACAUCUUGGCCAAUGGCGGCAAGGAAGUGUCGGCAGCGGCAGCGGCGGAUGAGCUGACCAAACGCUUCUAUCUGGAUGCCGUGCUCAAGUCGCAGCAGCAUGGAAGUCCCCCGCCAAUGGCCACGAAACUGGCGCCGCUGCAGCACAGCAAACAGGAUUAUUCCAUCUCCGCCUUGGUCACCCCCAACUCAGAGAGCGGCGGCAGCCACUCGCGGGUCAAGAGCAGGCAAAGCAAUGGUGGUCGGGAGGGGGAGGGGGAGGAGGCGGAGGAUAUUGCGAGAGAGGAUACAAGUGAUAAAGAGGAGUUGGUCGAUGAAACAGAGGGGGAGGAGGAUGAAGAGGAGGAGGAAGAUCUAGUGGUGUCCAUGACGCCGCCGCAUUCGCCAGCACAGCAGCAGCAGGAACAACAGGAAGCAGAACAGGAACUGCCACCAUCUGUGGCUCAGGAUAAUCCCAUUGAUCUGAGUAUGAAGACCACGGGCAGUUCUUUGAGCAGCAAAAGCAGUUGCCAGGACAUCGAUGUGGAGCCACAGGAGAUGUCGGCCAACGAAGUGGAGGACCCGCCAGAGAUACCCAGCGAUCGAUCGGAAAGGAUAGAAGAGGAGGAGGAGGACGAGGAGGUUGCCGAAAAGGAUGUGAAAGUAACGCCAGAAGAAGAGAAGGAGGAUGCAGAUGCAGUUGCAGUUGCAAAAGAGGAGCAGAAAAAGCAGACCCACAACAACAAUAACAACAACAACAACAACAGUAUCAGCAGUAACAACAACAACAACAAUAAAAACAAAAACAAUAAUACAAAUAAUAAUAGUAUAAAUAGUUUAAGUGAUAAUGAGGCCAGUGAUACGAUCAAACGGAAACUGGACGAACUCAUCGAAGAGGCAUCCAGCGGCAAGCGCUUGCGUCUGUCGGAGGCGUCAGCCGUCAAGGCAUUGGCUUUGGAUCUAACCACAAAGGUGUAGUAGGGGGGCAUCGAUCGAUCAACGCAUAAAGAACUCCGAUCUAGAUGGAAUAAUCUCUUCUGUGUCGCGAGCAGGGAGGGUCUUGGAGAGGGUCUUCGCUUCUGAUUAACACUCGCGCCUAAAAAUACAAGUUCGUGCCGUUUGAGAGAUCGUUUUCUUUGAGAUGUUAUCACAUCGUUUAAAACAACUAACCAAAUUGCCAAAAUAUGCAAACGGCAGACGGCAGACGGGAGACCCCGCAACGCCACAGACAAUCCGCAGAUGUAUGUAUAUAUAUUUGCAUAGAAACAAACAACAACAAAAUGUAUAACACACGUUUCAUAAUUUUAUUCAGAGUUUGGAAUUAUAAACAAAUUUUUCGGUUUCGAAUAAAUUAAAGGCACAACAAAAAAAAAAGAAAAAAAAAAAAAUCGAAAAAUUGUAACUGUAGCAAAAUAUAUGCCGCCUAAAUGUAUCUGUAUCUGUAUCUGAAUCUGUUUCUGUAUAUCUUUGUGUAUGCAUAAUAUCUUAGUGGAAUUUGUAGAUAUCAUAAGUUUUUGCUAUAAACCAUAUAUAAAGUUAUAAUAUUUUAGACAUUUAGAUCUAGUGUCCCCCAUAGAUGCAUAGAUACAUAG
Molecule: messenger RNA, 3148 nt
Organism: Drosophila obscura
Lineage: Eukaryota; Metazoa; Arthropoda; Insecta; Diptera; Drosophilidae
Product: knirps-related protein
Exons: 4
Coding region: 366-2534 (722 amino acids)
Biological process (GO): regulation of DNA-templated transcription
Molecular function (GO): DNA-binding transcription factor activity; sequence-specific DNA binding; zinc ion binding
Source: RefSeq, a predicted model, not a curated record